Messenger RNA from Paraglomus occultum, 537 nucleotides. NCBI's taxonomy places the organism in Eukaryota, Fungi, Glomeromycota, Glomeromycetes, Paraglomerales, Paraglomeraceae. The record is from the annotation of a GenBank genome assembly.
AUGUCUUCAUCCAGACUAAGGACACUAACAAAAUGCGUCCGAUAUAGUAAACGAAUUCACAAAUAUCAAAGUUUCGCGUCACCAAAGAAAAGAUUUAUCUUAUCGAGCAUCCGUCCCUCGCAGGAUCUAUCUCACAAUCAAUGGACCCCACCUACAUCAUCGAUAAUAGCGCCGCUUGCCAUUUCCUCUUUGACAGAGACUAACGCGGACGUGCAACCGUUGAAUAAGUCACUUGAUCCAUCACUUGAAAAUGUCGACUCUACAAACUUUAUACUGUCAAGUAACCAAGCGUUAUUAGAAUUCAUUCAUAGUCAAUUAGACAUUCCAUGGUGGUUGGUUAUAGUUCUCACGACAUUAGCUCUACGAACUUGUUUCACUCUUCCGAUUGCAAUUUAUCAACUAAAAAGUACGGCCCGACUCGUGGCAAUUCAACCACUGAUCAGUUCGUGGAGAGAAACGUUAAAGAAAGUGAUUGCAAACGAUUCGCGCGUUAAAGGGUUAAGCUAUGAUGCUUACCAGGCCGUGCUCAGAAAAGAG